This is a messenger RNA of Chelonoidis abingdonii (Abingdon island giant tortoise), 2397 nucleotides long. It is a transcript of the gene BCO1, whose product is annotated as beta-carotene oxygenase 1. Gene Ontology annotation, biological process: retinal metabolic process; carotene catabolic process. NCBI's taxonomy places the organism in Eukaryota, Metazoa, Chordata, Testudines, Testudinidae. Gene Ontology annotation, molecular function: beta-carotene 15,15'-dioxygenase activity; carotenoid dioxygenase activity. The record is from RefSeq and is a predicted model, not a curated record.
AUGGAUGUGAUCUUUGGUAGAAAUAAAGAGGAGCACCCAGAGCCCAUAAAAGCAGAGGUGAACGGUGAGCUACCAAGCUGGCUGCAGGGGAUUCUUCUUCGCAAUGGCCCAGGCAUGCAUACAGUGGGGGAAACCCAAUAUAACCACUGGUUUGAUGGCUUGGCUCUGGUGCACAGUUUUACAUUUAAAAAUGGCGAAGUUUACUACAGAAGUAAAUACCUCCGCAGUGACACAUAUAAUUGCAAUAUAGAAGCAAACAGAAUUGUGGUGUCAGAGUUUGGAACUAUGGCUUAUCCAGAUCCAUGCAAAAACCUAUUUGCCAAGGCAUUCUGCUACUUGUCCCACACCAUUCCUGAGUUCACAGACAACUGCCUGAUCAAUAUUAUGAAAACUGGUGAGGAUUAUUAUGCUACAGGCGAGACUAACUUCAUUAGGAAAAUUAAUCCUCACACUCUGGAGACAUUAGAGAAGGUUGACUACAAUAAAUAUGUAGCAGUGAACCUGGCGACUUCUCAUCCCCAUUAUGACAGCGCUGGAAAUGUUCUCAAUAUGGGCACCUCUAUAGUUGACAAGGGGAAGACAAAAUAUGUUAUUUUUAAGAUUCCUUCCUCAGUGCCAGAGAAAGAAAAGAAGAAAUCCUAUCUCAAACACCUGGAAGUACUGUGCUCUAUCCCUUCCCAGUCUCUCCUUCACCCAAGCUACUAUCACAGUUUUGGAGUUACAGAAAAUUAUAUCAUCUUCAUAGAGCAGCCAUUCAAACUGGACAUUCUCAAGUUGGCAACUGCCUAUUUCAGAGGUGUCAACUGGGCGUCCUGCCUUUCUUUCCAUAAAGAAGAUAAGACUUGGAUUCACCUCAUAGACAAAAAGACCAAAAAGGAUAUAUCCACCAAGAUUUAUACAGAUGCCAUGGUCCUUUUUCACCAUGUGAAUGCUUAUGAGGAGGACGGCCAUGUUGUUGUUGAUGUAAUUUCCUAUUCAGACAAUAGCCUAUAUCAAAUGUUCUAUUUAAAAAACCUGAAUGAAGACUUGGAGGAAAACACCAAACUCACUUCCAUACCAGCCUGCAAGCGAUUUGUGGUUCCUCUGUGGUUUGACAAGGAUGCAGAAGUAGGUACUAAUUUAGUCAAACUUCCGUCAACUACAGCAACUGCUCUGAAAGAAAAAGAUGGAAGCAUCUACUGUCAGCCUGAAAUGUUAUGUGAAGGAAUAGAGCUGCCUCGGAUCAACUAUGAUUAUAAUGGCAAAAAAUACAGAUAUAUCUAUGCAACAGAAGUUCGGUGGAGUCCAGUUCCCACAAAGAUUGUAAAAAUUGAUGUUCUGACAAAGAAAAAGCUCAUCUGGGAGGAGGAGCACUGCUGGCCAGCCGAACCUGUCUUUGUUCCCAGUCCUGAUUUAAAAGAAGAGGAUGAUGGUCUUAUUUUAUCCUCCAUUGUGACAUCAGAUCCCAGGAAAGCACCUUUCCUGCUCAUCUUGGAUGCUAAAACAUUCACAGAGAUGGCACGGGCCACAGUUAAUGUAGACUUGCAUCUGGACCUGCAUGGAAUCUUCAUACCAGAGAAGGAUUUGAAUGCAGAGCAUGAAUAGAAGGCUCUUCAUCUUACUAUGUGAACAUUAAAAUGUGACAACCCACCUACUGGCCCUAAAGAAAACUCCUUUUGUCAUUUGCAAACCACCUUAUGUCAUGGCAAAGAAUAACCAAAUACUACAUCUAUAAAGUUAUUUUUCAUUACAAAUAAUAGUGAUAUGCACAACAGGCAAGUAACUAUUGCAAAAAAACAUUUAACAGAAUGCAAAAAAAAGCUAAAUUCUGAACACUCUUUUCUCUUAUACCUUACAAGUUGUAUACACUAGUGGCAGUGAGCUGUGUUUUAUUCCAUAUGUCACUGACUAUACUGAGAAAGGGGAGGUACUGUAUUUACAAUAUAGCAUACAGCAUGAGUCAGGCUCGGCCAGUUUGUAUAACUUUCAUGGAUUGUUUCAAGACAGCAUAUGAUCAAAAUUCUCUCUCUUGCCUGUCAGAAAUCCUGAUAUUUUUAAGUAUGAGCUACGGCAGUAAUGAUUCAUAGAAAUCUGUUUCUUUGGUGCUUGAUUUCUAAAGCUCCACUAAAACCAAAGUGAAAUGUCUAAAGUGUUGCAGCUUUUUGAUCAGGAGCCUAGAAAACUUCUGCAGUAUGAAUCAUUUUGUGGCAUUAAAAAAAGGGAGUGGGUGGUGUCCUUUGUGGAAGAAACUGAAGCUUAAAUAACAAUUUCAAAUGGAACAUAUGCUUUUAUUAACACAUAAUUAUAUUUUAAUGGUAUUUAAUCUUUUCCUUUGCACUGUAAUUGUUUUCCCUUAGGAAUAUCUGAUAUGGCAUUUAACUGCAUUGUCUCAAAGAUAAAUGGUGAUUUGUCUCUUUA